AAAAAGCUUUAAAGCAUUGUGCGCGAUGCCUUUUGAAGGAAAUGCCAUUCAAUUAGCUAAAGAAGUAAUCCCAAAACUUAGCCAAAAACUGCAUAAAGGACAGGCAGGCAGAAUCGGAGUAGUUGGUGGUAGUUUUCUAUACAGUGGAGCUCCUUAUUUUUGUGCUACUUCCUCACUUUUAAUGGGCGCAGAUUUAUGUUUUGUCUUUUGCACCAAAGGAGCUUCUGUUCCCCUAAAGUCAUAUGGAGCUGAUUUAAUAAUAGCACCGCUUUUAAAAGAAUCGAAGGAUUUCGACUAUGAACUUGAUAAAAAUAAGCUAGAGAGUGUGAUCCAAUCCGACGUUUCGGAAAUAAGCCAAAUGCUGUCGAAGAUCCACGCUAUUAUCGUUGGGCCUGGACUUGGUAGAGAUCCCAUUAUUCUUGAUUAUGCUUGCCGCAUAUGCAAAAUUGCGCGACAAAACGAUGUGUCCAUUGUCGUGGAUGCGGACGGAUGUCAUCUUGUCACUCAAAAGUACGAUUUAAUAAGAGGUUACGAAAAAGUUGUUAUUACUCCUAAUGUUCCUGAGUACAGUAGACUUUGCAAGGCUAUUUUGAGUGAAGAUGCGUUAGAUAUUGGUAACUUGGAAGGCUUGAAAGAACAAAUGCUUCGUCUCUCAAAGAAACUUGGUCACGUAAAUAUCGUUAGAAAAGAUCGCCUGGAUAUUAUUACUGACGGAAGGAGUGUAUUGACUUGCGACGAGGAAGGCAGCCUGCGCCGGUGCGGGGGACAGGGUGACAUUCUCAGUGGUAUUACCGCGACACUCUUCAACUGGUCCGUUCACGCUUCCUCGACAAAGAAGGAUGGAGUAAAAAUAAGUACUCUUUACUCUGCCUGUGUCUUGACGCGUCUCACCGGACGCCUUGCUUUUGAAAAAUAUAAGAGGACAAUGCGCGCUGGGAACUAUUUUGAAUAUAUCAAUGACGCUUUUACUCGCUUAUUUGAAAUGGACUAACAAUUUCCUUUCCGUC
Zophobas morio is the source of this 1007-nucleotide messenger RNA. Its product is annotated as ATP-dependent (S)-NAD(P)H-hydrate dehydratase-like. The record is from RefSeq and is a predicted model, not a curated record. Gene Ontology annotation, biological process: metabolite repair. Lineage: Eukaryota; Metazoa; Arthropoda; Insecta; Coleoptera; Tenebrionidae. Gene Ontology annotation, molecular function: ATP-dependent NAD(P)H-hydrate dehydratase activity. The coding region runs from base 26 to 991 and encodes 321 amino acids. The transcript has 12 exons.